Molecule: messenger RNA, 2376 nt
Organism: Auanema sp. JU1783
Lineage: Eukaryota; Metazoa; Nematoda; Chromadorea; Rhabditida; Rhabditidae
Source: the annotation of a GenBank genome assembly
AUGAGCAAGCUCAUCAUUCUCUCCACAGUUCUAAUUGUGGCAGCAGUCGCUGUUGCUAUAGCAUCAUUGGUGUUGAAUAUUGUUAUUUUAACAAAUACUAACUCUAUCAUAAACACUACGCCCUCUGAUGUUGUUCAUGAGUUCAUUACUUACAAGACUUAUUGUAAUGCUCCAGAUUGUAAAGUCUCGAACGCAAGUGGAUGGCAGGAGGCCGGGCAAAGGUUGCUCCAAGGACUUGAUAUGAAUAUUGAUCCUUGCGAAGAUUUUUACGCUUUCACAUGUAACAAGUAUCUCGGACAAAUUGAUUUGAAGGCUUUGGGUGUUUCGAGAAAAGGAACUUAUGCAGAUUCGCAGAUCAACGUUAACGCACAAAUUGCUUCCGCUCUCUCAAAAGUUAACGCCAAGUCUUCUUUAACAGAAAGAAUCACUCAAACGGCUCUCAAUUCCUGUGUCAAAGCAGCCAAUAGCGAUCUUCCAAACCUCAAUAAGAGAAUCGGUGAAGAUAUUCGUAAGAUAUUUACUGGUAUUCCUUUCCUCAACGAGAAGCUCGGAAAGGAUUUGAACUUAUUCUCCGCUGCUGGAAAAAUCGAACAACAACAUGCUUUGGGAACUUUGUUCUUCUCUUGGUCAACUGUUGAUUAUAAGAACAUUUCUCAGAACGCUCUCUAUAUUUCACAACCUUCUCUCUCUCUUCCCUUGGAUUACUAUGUGAAGCCACAGUUCAUGGAUAAGUUGACUGCUCGCAAAGACAGCAUUUUAUCCACAAUGAAACAGUUUGCCAUUGAUUCCCAAGUAAAGGCUAAUCUCAACCUCGAAGAUGCUGCCGAGAAAGUUACUCAAUUUGAGGUUCUCAUUGCUUUGGCUUCCUGGCCCGAUGAUUUGUUGAGAAACUACCGUUUGCAAUACAACAAAUUCUUCUUGAAGACUCUUAACACUUCAUACCCAAGUGUUGAUUGGCUUGCUUACAUGUCUGGUCUUCUUAACGGAGUUCAAAACGCUGCCCAAAUCGCUACUGAUGGAGUUGUUCUAUCUCAACCAUCUUACUUCUCUUGGCUUGAGUCUGUUUUCGCCGGAAACUUGGUUGAUAAAGAGACAAUCUCCAAUUACAUGAUUGUCAAUUGGCUAAUGGAUGAUGCUGGUUUCUGGGGCCCAAUGCAGAAGGUUGUUCGUGAGGCCAACUAUGUUCCAUAUGUUUACCGCAAAGGAAAUGGCGCCAGAAAAAUCGGAAGACGUUACGAACGCCGUUUCGAUAACGAUGGUGUUAGUAAUGUCUGUUUAGAUCUUAUUAUGGCUUAUAUGCCUUAUGGACCCGGAUACGUAUAUGUUCAAAGCAUCGACAACCGCAAAGCAAUGGUUGCUGAUGUCACUCGCCAAACCACCAUGAUUAUCGAUGCCUUCAAGGGUAUGAUCAAAAGUCUCGCUUGGAUGACUUCAACAGCUAAGCAGAACGCUUUCGACAAAGCUGCCAAUCUAUUCAAGAACUACGGAUACCCCAGCGCCAACUUCCUUGAUUUCGACAAUAUUACUAAAGUUGAUGCCUAUCAUCAAGAUUACGUUGAUAUUCUCAAGUAUGGUGAAAAUGACUUCUAUGAUAUUCUUCUUGUUCUCAAGAGAGGUAUGGAAGUUCGUGAAGCAUUCAGACUUCUUUCUGAACCCGCCAAUCGUUACAACUUCUUACAAUCCCCUGCCAUGGUUAAUGCUUGGUAUCAACCUGAACGCAACUCUAUCACCUUCCCAAUCGCUGCUUGGAACCCACCAUAUUAUAGCUUGAAUUAUCCUCAAGCUUAUAACUUCGCUGGACAAGGAGGAACUGGAGGACACGAACUUACUCAUGGUUACGAUGAUGAAGGUGUUCAAUUCGGGCCAACUGGAGCUCUUAUGCCAUGCUCAUGGAACAGAUGUGGAUGGAUGGAUGAUCAAUCAUCUGAUGGUUUCACUGAUAUGGCUCAAUGUGUUGUCUCACAAUUCAAUACCCAAUGCUGCCCUGUCCAAACUGGUAAUGUUCACUGUGUUGAUGGUUCUACUACCCAAGGAGAAAACAUUGCUGAUCUCGGAGGUCAACAAGCUGCUUAUUACGCCUACAUGCAAUACAUUUCUGAGGUUAACAAGGGAGUUGUAGAAAACAGAAUUCCCGGUAUGGAGCAGUUCAGUCCAAAUCAAAUCUUCUGGAUAACCUACGGUUACUCAUGGUGUAUGAAGCAGACUACAGAAAGCCUUGUCAACCAGCUUUUAACUAAUCCUCAUUCUCCUGCUCAAUGCAGAACAAACCAAGUGAUGCAAGAUAUUCCAGCAUUCGGCAGCGAUUUCAACUGUAGAAGAGGAUCUCCUAUGUAUCCUACUGAUGAUAAAAGAUGUAAGGUGUGGGUUGGCUUCUAA